AUGAACGCAGGACAAGGUCAACAACAGGGCGGUAACGCCGCCGGCGGGCAGGAGGAUUACCUCGACAAGGGCCUCGACGCGGCGGAGAAGAAAUUCGGUCAGGGCAAGGUCGAUCCGCAGAAGGAGCGCGGGGUGAAUGAGAAGGUGACGGAUAAGGCCAGGGGGAUGUUUGAGAAGGCUACGGGGAAACAUGUGCCGGACAAGUUCUCGAACUAG
Messenger RNA from Letharia columbiana, 216 nucleotides. RefSeq lists its product as uncharacterized. The transcript has 3 exons. The coding region runs from base 1 to 216 and encodes 71 amino acids. The record is from RefSeq and is a predicted model, not a curated record. Lineage: Eukaryota; Fungi; Ascomycota; Lecanoromycetes; Lecanorales; Parmeliaceae.